Molecule: messenger RNA, 1546 nt
Organism: Habropoda laboriosa
Lineage: Eukaryota; Metazoa; Arthropoda; Insecta; Hymenoptera; Apidae
Gene: pHCl-2
Product: glycine receptor subunit alpha-2
Exons: 9
Coding region: 38-1546 (502 amino acids)
Biological process (GO): chemical synaptic transmission; regulation of membrane potential; nervous system process
Cellular component (GO): neuron projection; synapse; membrane
Molecular function (GO): transmembrane signaling receptor activity; chloride channel activity; extracellular ligand-gated monoatomic ion channel activity
Source: RefSeq, a predicted model, not a curated record
UUAUUAGUGAGGCAGAUAAGUCAUUAGAGAACUUAAAAUGGCUUUAAGAAGAAUUUGUUCAUUCAUGGUUUUUAUUUUUCUACUACAAAUUGUACACUUAAAUGCAUCUAAUAUAUUAGGAACUUGUCCCAUGCUAAGUAACAGCAGUUCUCUGACACAAACUGAGCUUUUACAAGAAUUAACAAACGAUUGUCGUUAUGACAAAAUGACUAGACCACCAGGAGAAAUUAAUUCUACAAAUCCAAUUACUGUGUAUACCAGUGCUUAUAUUUACACAAUUAAGUCAAAUAUGGCAAAAACAUUGCAAUUCGAUGUACAUAUGAUGUUACAGUUUAGGUACUUGGAUAAGAGAUUAGAAUUUUCAAACAUUACUCCAUAUUUCAAUCAAAUAUAUGGUGGACAAUUUGCUUAUGAUUUAAUUUGGACACCUUCUGUAUAUGUUUCCAAUGAACCCAAUUCAGCAAUAAAAGGAAAAAGUGUUAAAGACAUACUUGUUUCUAUAGAUCCAUCAGGCAUGGUUAUAUUGAAUACUAGGUUGCAAGCUACUCUUAACUGUGGGCUUCGUUUGGAGAAGUUUCCAUUUGAUGUACAAGAAUGUCCACUUGUUUUUGAAAGCUGGACAUACAAUGUACUCGACAUGGUGUUGUAUUGGGACCAAGAGCCAAUUAUACUUGCAGAUGAAUUGCAUUUAACUGAAUACAAGCUUAUUGAUAAAUGGGUUAAUACAUCAGAAGUAUUUUAUACCACAUCACAGCAACAUUUUGGCCAUUUUGCUGGUAAUUUCAGCUCAAUUAGUAUAACGUUCAAAUUAUCACGUGAAAUGGGAUUCUUUAUGAUGGAUUACUAUAUACCAUCUAUAUUAAUAGUAGUUAUUUCUUGGGUAUCCUUUUGGUUGCACAUGGAUGCAAGCCCACCACGAAUAGUUUUAGGAACCAACACUAUUUUGACAUUUAUGACCCUUGCAUCCAAAGUGGAAAAUUCUCUACCAAAAGUUUCUUAUAUAAAAGCCAGUGAAAUUUGGUUUUUAGGUUGUACUAUAUUUUUAUUUGCAGCAAUGGUUGAAUUUGCAUUUGUUAAUACAAUUUAUCGACGGAAGAAAAAUGUACCUUUAAAAAAAGUAAAUAGCAAAUACAUAUUAAAAUCAACGCUAACGCCAAAACUAGCACGAAAACAGUUUCAAAAAAAUACUACGGGUUUAGAACGUUCGCGAUCUUGGUCAUCACUCGAUAAUACAAACAGCAGUGAACAAGAUUUUACAAGUCAAAAUUAUCUUACUGUUCAUAGUUUCCCAAGUACUCUCAAUAUUCCUUCUGUUAAAGUUGAUGAAGACAAAGAUCAAGAGUGCUCUGUGGGGAGCAUUGUGACUAUUAAUAGUACAUCAUCGCCAAAACCUUUUCAACGAAGGGCAACUCUUGCACAGUUGCAUAACUUUACAACAAUGACUCCACAGGAAAUUGCUCAAUGGAUUGAUAGACGUAGCAGAAUUGUAUUUCCUGUAGCUUUCAUUAUAUUUAAUAUUCUUUACUGGUCUUUUAUUUGGAUAUAA